AUGGAACAAGUUGAGAUCUUCGACGCUGCUGUCUUGCCCAAUGCUUUGGAGGGCCUAGCCAGGUUGCCGUCUCUUGCCCUUGGUGAAAAAUCGCUGUCUCAAUCGCUUUAUCAGCUGGCAUCUCAUCAUGGCAAUGCGUCGGCGCCUUUCUACCCAGGCCCAACUUCCUGGCUUUCGUGCCAGUGUGCUGAUGGCUGGGGGCCUCUUUCUGCAAAGUACAAUGACUUGACACCUUGUUUCCUACAAGGAGUGUUGUACGUUGUUGCUGGUGUGCUUAUGGUGACUAUCAGUACCAAGCAGCUCUACACCUUGUACCAGAGGAAGAUGACGUCUGGAAACAAGGCCAACUUGCCUUUCUACGUGAGACUUGCGCUUACGGUAUUGCAAUUUGCCUUUUCCAUUUCGUUGUACCUUUCAUAUGCGGAGUCGUUUGACAUUAUCAAGUUUGGUUUGGUCUUGAACAUUGCCUCGCUCGUGUUUGCCUUCGGUCUUCAUUACCUUGAGCACUUUAAGGCUUCUAUUUCGUCUGGUGUUUUGCUUUUCUACUGGCUCUUCCAGAUCUUCUUUAAUCUUGGACGUAUCAUUAACUUGAACUUGAGACAUGAUAAGAAGAACAACUUCUUUGCCGUCUCCAUUUUGGCUGCUGUGAACGCUUUCUUUGUUCUCGUUCUUGAGAUCAACUUCCCACCGCUUUCCAGCCAGCCAUACUCGAAGCAGCUCAGUAUCGCUCCAUACGAUAAGGCUAACAUCUUUUCUCGUAUUGCUUUCAACUGGAUGGCUCCAUUGAUGAAGAAGGGUUUCUACCAGUUCUUGGCUGAAAAGGAUAUGCCUUUCUUGCCUUCUGAGCUCAAAGCAGGUGUCGCUGCUGAUAAAUUCUACCACUACUGGAAUGCUAGUGCUACUCCAUCCUUGUUCUUCACUUUGGCCAAGGCCUUUGGUGGUCCUUUCUUGAUUGGUGGUGCGUUCAAGGGUCUUCAGGAUAUCUUAGCUUUCACCCAGCCUCAGUUACUUCGUCUUUUGAUUAGUUUCGUCAAUGACUAUUCUGAAUCCUUGAAGAAGGACGACCCAAUUCCUCUCACUAAGGGUUUGAUGAUCGCUGCUGGUAUGUUCCUUGUUUCUGUUGUCCAGACUGCUUUCUUGCAUCAAUACUUCCAGAGAGCAUUCGACUUAGGUAUGAAGAUCAAGUCGUCAAUGAUUUCCGUUAUCUAUAACAAGUCGCUUGUUUUGUCCAACGAGAUGAAGCAGCAGUCUAAUACUGGUGACAUUGUUAACUUGAUGUCUGUUGACACCCAGAGACUUCAGGAUUUGGUUCAGAACUUGCAGAUCAUCUGGUCUGGUCCUUUCCAAAUCGUCCUUUGUUUGUACUCCUUGCAUGGCUUGUUGGGUAACAGUAUGUGGGCCGGUGUCGCCAUUAUGGUGAUCAUGAUUCCUCUCAAUGCUGUUAUCGCAAGAACAAUGAAGAACUUGCAGAAGACCCAGAUGAAGUACAAGGAUGCUAGAUCUAGAUUGAUCAGUGAGAUCUUGAACAACAUCAAGUCUCUUAAGUUGUACGGCUGGGAGGAUCCAUACAUGGAGAAGCUUAAGCAUGUCAGAAAUGAGCAAGAAUUGCGUAACUUGAAACGUAUGGGUAUGUUUGGCGCACUCUCGACCUCUACUUGGAGUUUGACUCCAAUCUUGGUCAGUUGUUCUACUUUUGCCCUCUUCGUCAUCAACAAUAAGGACAAGACUUUGUCAACUGACAUUGUUUUCCCAGCUUUGUCUUUGUUUAACUUGUUGUCUUUCCCAUUGGCCGUUGUUCCAAUGGUUAUCACCAAUAUUGUUGAGUCCCAGGUGGCCAUCUCUAGAUUGACCAAGUUCUUGAACGGUAGUGAAUUGCAGUCAAAUGCUGUCACUAAGCUUCCAAAAGCCUCGUCGGUUGGUGAUGUCGCCGUUUCCAUCAAGAACGGUACAUUUUUGUGGUCCAAGCAGAAGGGUGAAGAGUCUUAUAAGGUUGCUUUAUCCAACAUUAACUUGUCCGUCAAGAAGGGUGAAUUAGAUUGUAUUGUUGGUAAGGUCGGCUCCGGUAAGUCGUCUGUUCUUCAGUCUCUCUUGGGUGACUUAUACAAGCUUGACGGUGAGGUCAAGGUGCGUGGUAAAGUGGCUUAUGUCUCGCAGGUGCCUUGGAUUGUGAAUGGGUCUGUUAAGGAGAAUAUUUUGUUCGGUCACAAGGACGAACCAGAGUUUUACCAGAAGGUUUUGAAAGCAUGUGCUCUUACUGUUGACUUGAAGAUUUUACCAAAGGGCGACAGAACCGAGGUUGGUGAGAAGGGUAUCUCCUUGUCUGGUGGCCAAAAGGCAAGACUUGCUUUGGCUAGAGCUGUUUACGCUAGAGCUGAUGUUUACUUGUUGGAUGACCCAUUGUCUGCUGUUGAUGAACAUGUUGGAAGACACUUGAUUGACCAUGUCUUGGGACCAAACGGUCUUUUGAAGUCCAAAUGUAAGAUCUUGGCUACAAACGCUAUUCACGUCUUGUCCAUUGCCGACAACAUGCACAUGGUAAAGGAUGGUAGUCUUGUUGAGCAAGGCACUUACUUGGAGAUCAUGUCUCAGGAAAGAAGUCAGUUGCGCCAACUCAUAUUGUCGUUUGGUAAGAAGAGAGGUGAUGACUCUACUGUUCCCUCCUCGUCUGCUACUUCUGUUAAGGGUGGUAACUCUGAUUUGGAUGACCUUAAGGGAAGCGGUACUCUUGAAAGUUCUGAGAACUCCUCUGAUUUUGAAGUUCUGAGUUUGAGAAGAGCUUCUGACGCUACUUUGAUUACUGAUGAGGAACGUUUGCUCCGUCUGACUGAUGAGGACGAGGAAGAGGAGGAAGAUGAAGACGCUGAAGCAAGAAAGGAGAAAUACCAACAGGGUAAGGUCAAAUGGGAUGUUUACAAACUGUACGCUCGUGCCUGUGGCCCUGUCAGUGUCCUCAUUUUCUUAUCUUCCACUAUUGUAUCGAUGACGUUUAACGUCAGUUCAAAUGUCUGGUUGAAGCAUUGGUCUGAGGUGAACACUGAAAUGGGAUUCAAUCCUUCCUUGGUCAAGUACUUGGGAAUCUACUUCCUUUUGGGUUUCGGCUACUCUAUCAGUAUGAUGUCUCAAAUGAUCGUCAUGUGGAUCUUGUGUACGAUCAAUGGUUCUAAAAAGAUGCAUAAUGAUAUGGCCACAAGUGUUUUGAGAGCUCCUAUGUCGUUCUUCGAAACAACACCGAUCGGCAGAAUUUUGAACAGAUUUUCCAAUGAUAUCUAUAAGAUUGAUGAGGUUUUGGGACGUGUCUUUGCCAUGUUCUUCACCAACAGUGCCAGAGUGUUGUUCACCAUACUUGUCAUUUGUUACUCUACGUGGCAGUUCAUUUUCAUUGCUUUGCCAUUGAGUGUCUUGUACGUCUACUACCAGCAAUAUUACUUGAAGACCUCGAGAGAAUUGCGUCGUUUAGAUUCUGUUUCGAGAUCUCCUAUUUUCGCAAACUUCCAAGAAUCGUUGAACGGUGUCUCUAUCAUUCGUGCUUACGGUCAGGAAGACAGAUUCAAGUUCUUGAACCAAGCCAGAAUCGAUAAGAACAUGCGUGCAUACCAUCCAUCCGUGAACGCCAACAGAUGGUUGGCUGUUAGAUUGGAGUUCUUGGGAUCUUUAAUUAUUUUGGCUUCUUCCGGUUUGGCUAUCUUGACUUUGAAGUCUAGUGGUAUUAGUGCUGGUUUGGUUGGUUUGUCCGUGUCUUAUGCCUUGCAGAUCACACAAUCGUUGAACUGGAUUGUCAGAAUGACUGUGGAAGUGGAAACUAACAUUGUCUCCGUGGAAAGAGUUCUUGAAUACUCCGAGUUGACUCCAGAGGCACCUGAAAUCAUUGAAGACAAUAGACCACCAGCUUCAUGGCCUGCUAAAGGUGAGCUCAUUUUCAAGAACUAUUCUACAAGAUACAGACCAGAGUUGGACUUGGUCUUGAAGAAUGUCAACCUCAAGGUGAAGCCACAUGAGAAGAUUGGUAUUGUGGGCAGAACAGGUGCUGGUAAGUCUUCCUUGACGCUUGCAUUGUUUAGAAUUAUUGAAGCUGCCGAGGGUCACAUUGAAAUCGACAACCUCGAUACUAGCAAACUUGGCUUGCAGGAUGUGAGACAUAACCUUUCCAUCAUCCCACAGGACGCACAGGUCUUCGAGGGAACUAUCAGAGACAAUUUGGAUCCAUCUGGUGCUUACACUGACGAAGCCAUCUGGAAGGCAUUAGAAUUGUCGCACUUGAAGGAUCAUGUCCUUAAGAUGUAUGAAGAAAGAGAUGCUGAAGAACAAGAUCUGGAUAACGCCUUGGACGUCAAGAUGUCCGAAGGUGGUUCCAAUUUGUCUGUCGGUCAAAGACAAUUAAUGUGUCUUGCGAGGGCCUUACUUAUUCCAUCCCAUAUUCUUGUGUUGGAUGAGGCUACUGCUGCAGUUGAUGUGGAGACCGACCGUGUGUUGCAAGAUACCAUCAGAACUGAAUUCAAAGACAGAACCAUUUUGACUAUUGCUCAUAGAUUGAACACUAUCAUGGACUCUGACAGAAUUGUUGUUCUUGAGCAAGGUGAGGUUGCGGAGUUCGAUAGCCCUGAAAACUUGUUGAAGAAUAAGGACUCCCUUUUCUACGCUUUAUCUAAGCAGGGUGGUCUCGUGGAAGACGAUGAGGGCGCUGAAAAAGCCGAAUGA
This is a messenger RNA of Candidozyma haemuli, 4695 nucleotides long. RefSeq names its product ATP-binding cassette glutathione S-conjugate transporter (gene YCF1). The record is from RefSeq and is a predicted model, not a curated record. Gene Ontology annotation, cellular component: membrane. The transcript has a single exon. Gene Ontology annotation, biological process: transmembrane transport. Gene Ontology annotation, molecular function: bilirubin transmembrane transporter activity; ATP hydrolysis activity; ABC-type transporter activity. Lineage: Eukaryota; Fungi; Ascomycota; Pichiomycetes; Serinales; Metschnikowiaceae. The coding region runs from base 1 to 4695 and encodes 1564 amino acids.